Molecule: messenger RNA, 3555 nt
Organism: Aspergillus mulundensis
Lineage: Eukaryota; Fungi; Ascomycota; Eurotiomycetes; Eurotiales; Aspergillaceae
Exons: 8
Coding region: 1-3555 (1184 amino acids)
Biological process (GO): negative regulation of transcription by RNA polymerase III; vesicle-mediated transport
Cellular component (GO): AP-1 adaptor complex; nucleus
Molecular function (GO): clathrin-cargo adaptor activity; RNA polymerase III core binding
Source: RefSeq, a predicted model, not a curated record
AUGGCAAUUCACUACCUGAUCCUACUCUCUCGCCAGGGGAAAGUGCGCCUUGCAAAGUGGUUUACCACCCUCUCGCCCAAAGAGAAGGCCAAGAUCAUCAAGGAUGUGACUCAACUUGUGCUAUCGCGCCGGACGCGGAUGUGCAAUUUCCUUGAAUACAAAGAUACCAAAGUCGUCUACCGCCGAUAUGCCUCCCUCUUUUUCAUCGCCGGCUGCGCCUCGACCGAUAACGAGCUGAUCACCCUCGAGGUCGUGCACCGAUACGUCGAGCAGAUGGACAAGUACUACGGAAACGUGUGCGAGUUGGAUAUCAUCUUCAAUUUCCAGAAGGCGUACUUCAUCUUGGACGAAUUAUUGCUGGCAGGCGAGAUGCAGGAGAGCAGCAAGAAGAACGUGCUGAGGUGUAUCAGCCAGCAGGACAGUCUGGAGGAUAUGGAGUUCCUACCUCUUCCCGAAUUUGAAGACGUGACGAGCUCGCUGAAUUUCGACACGGCCGACUGCCACAUUGUUGGGGGCUGUGAGCUGUACAUAACCAAAGCACCGCGAUCGGAUCGAAAGCUUUACAAGAAUAUCGAACAAUCGCUAGAGGCUCAAUAUGAGUCUGUCCUUCGUUUAUCAGCAUCGCUGUCUCCUCCUGCCGCGUCUGAUGCGGCCGCAUCCCUGAACCUAUCCCGAUCGAGCCCAUUUGGACCCCUGAGCGAUCAUUCGAGUCGACGAACUUUCGCGUACCUGAUAGCAACUCUGAACGCCAGCCACCCAGACUACGACUUCUCACAUGUUUUGCGCCCUACGGAUUUCCAUCACGAGAAACAUCUGAAGAGGGUGAUGAACACGAUCGACUCGACGCUGUUUAAUCUCCGUCCACGCGAAACCCUUGGUCUUACACCCCCGUCGCCGACCGCAGUCUCAGGAUCAUACAACUCGGAAGCCUCCGCCACAUGGGGUCGGAGGAUGUGGAAGAUCUUGGACGAACAGUUAUCUCUUAGGGAGUGCAGCAUCUACUCGUACUCACCGGAUGAGGACCCAUCGGAUGCGGACGAUGGAGCGAUAUGGAGCCUCCACUACUUUUUCGUCAGCCAUACGCGGAAGCGCGUCUGCUACCUGUACGUCAAAGCGAUUCCGAUUCUCAGUCACACUCCCAGCGACGGUUUCGCUACGCCCAUGUCGAAGAGAACCUUCGAUGAUGGUCUUCUUACGCCCAACCUUAGUACGAGCAAGCGUGCCAAGUAUUGGUUUGGUGAUGAUGUGGAGGUUGAAAGUGAUAGUGACGUGGAGAACAAGCCUCAAGCGAUGCGCCCCGGCGGCGAUGAGUUCGACAACUAUCUUAUGAGCGACGAGGACUUCCGUUCCCGAUCCGGCAGCAAGGGCACGGAACCGGGUGGCCCGUGCGGGACGGGGAAAGCUGUCCUCCCUGGUAUCGCAUAUCAACCAGCCCACAUCACCAACCCACACUCCUCCCCUCACGAAUUGCCUACUGUCACUGUCAAAACUAUGGCCGACGAAGAAGAGCGCCUAAAGGCCGAGAAGCUCGCAGCGGCUAAGAAAAGGGUCGCCGCACUCCAAAAGAAGAAGAAGGCAGGCAAAAAGGGCACCGCAUCAGAUUCAGCAUCUACAGCAAAGGAGGCAGAAACAACGGAGACAGAAACCCCGGCUGCACAAGCAGAGACACCGGAACCAGAACAGUCAGAACCGGCCGUGAAACCAGAACAACCGGGUGAUGAAGCCGCGAAAAUAACAGAGACGUCGUUCGAAACAGAUGGAGGAGAGUUAGCGGUACCAGCGGAAGAGCAAGCAGCGCAGUCGCCGAGCACGGAAGAGAGGAACGAGGAGGAGCCAUCAGAACCAAUGCCCGACCUUCCGACGUCUACAGAAGAAACAAGCACAGCUGAAUCCGGGAAACUUGAUACGCCAACACCGCGCGCCGGACACACCCGCCAACCCUCCCUCUCCAUCCAAUCGAAGAUGCGCUCGUCGUCUUUCCGGAAGUCCGUGUCGCAGGGUAGUGGUGCCGGCGGCCAGUCUGUAUCUCCGUCCGCAAUGCUGAAGUCGCCGUCAUUGCCGCCGCUGAGUGCGGAUGGAGAAGCGGUGCAGGAGGUAUACAGGAAGCAGUCCGGGCGGAUUGAAGAGCUGGAGAAGGAGAACAAGCGAUUGGAGAGGGAGGUGGAGGAAUUCAGUGCGAGGUUUAAGAAGACGGAGGAUCAAUUGGAGGAAUUGCGCGAGGCGAAUGUGGAUGUCCCGGAGUUGAAGGAGAAGCUGCGGGUUGCCGAGGAAAAGGUUGAGGGAGUUGAGGAGUUGAAAGCGGAAAUCGCGUCUCUCCAGAGACAACUUCAAACACGCGCACACCGCAGUAACGCCAGCAUAUCUGUCUCCCCGCCGACGGAAUCACCACCAACAGACCUCAUGCAGCAACUCGAGUCCAAGUCCGCGGCAGUGGAAGCUAUGGAACUAGAGAUCUCCAAUCUCCGCGUUCAAGUCACCGAGAAAUCCACGCUCGAAACUCAGAUAACCGCACUAGAGCAGAAGCUCUCGCAAUGCGAGUCCUCCCUUGAACAAUCCCAGCGCGAACUCACAGACGCCAAAACCGCGCUCACCCACGCCUCUGAGAAGGCUGUUAAAGAGGGUGCCGACAAAACCUCCACCGAGACUCUGAUCAAGACCCUACAGCGCGAGAUCGAGGAACUGAAACAGGAGAAGACAGAAGCGGAAAAGAAGAUCGACACCCUGGAAAAGAAACUUCAGGCCAUGAGCAACCUGCACAAGGAAUCCGAAGCCCGGCAUCAGACUCGCCUCCGGGAGAGCGAGAAGGCCGAAAAGGAAGCCGCCUCCCUGCGCAAGAAGUUAGCUAGCACAGAGAACGAGAACCUCCGCCUCAAAGAAGAACAGGAGACGCUCCGUAAGCGCGAAGCUACAGCGAGCGGAGGCGCAGACGACGACGCCCUGGACGAACUCGAAGACGAAGAGCGCUCCCGGCUCCAACGCCGAAUCCGCGAGCUCGAAGGUGAAGUCUUCGAUCUUCGCCGCGGCGCCUGGCAAGAGAAGCGCCAGGAACUACAGCCCGGGCCAGACGCAUAUGCUCCCGACUCUGGCAAUGACUACGACAACUACAACCCCGACGCCGCGGCUGCAAACGCCUUUGACGAUGUCGACCUCAUCGGCGGCAGCCCCGAGCACUCGCGGCGCCGCAGCAUGGCCCAGAGACAGCAACACUCCUCCUUCUCCGCUGUCCUCUCAAGCGGCAUCGCUGCGCUCACGGGCUCAAAUUCUCCCUUCUACUCCCAAUCUCACUCCCAGUCUCCCUCGCAAACACACGGCCACCAUGCACCAGCUGCGCGUGGAUCCCUCGAACUCCUUUCCGAAGAGAAUCUCGAAGAUGAAUUUGACGAGGCGGAGUUUGCGCGCGCGCAGGCUGAAGAGGAGGCACGGAAGCGGGUGGAAUGGGUAAGGGAGAUCAAGAAGCAGUUGAGGGAUUGGAAGGGGUGGAGGCUCGACCUUGUUGAUAGUCGGGCUGGGGCGGAGGGUGCUGGUGUUGGAAUGGGCGAGAUCUUCCAGAUUUAG